Molecule: messenger RNA, 651 nt
Organism: Hevea brasiliensis (rubber tree)
Lineage: Eukaryota; Viridiplantae; Streptophyta; Magnoliopsida; Malpighiales; Euphorbiaceae
Product: protein DOWNSTREAM OF FLC-like
Exons: 2
Coding region: 1-486 (161 amino acids)
Source: RefSeq, a predicted model, not a curated record
AUGGCUAGGUGGCCGUUGCUGUUGUUUGCCCUCUCUCUCUGUGUACUCUCUGGACUGGUUAGUGCAAGCAUAGUUGGGAGGCCUUUCCAUAUCCAUGGCCGAGUCUACUGUGACACUUGCCGCUGUGGCUUUGAGACCAAAAAAACAACUUACAUUCCUGGUGCGAGGGUCAGGAUCGAGUGCCAAGAUAGGGAAACUUUGCAGCUUAAAUACAGUGUGGAGGGAGUAACAGACUCGACUGGAACAUACAAAAUAAAGGUAGAGGAUGACCAUCAAGAUCAGCUCUGCUAUGCUACUCUUGUUAGCAGUCCAGUGGCUAAUUGUAGGACGGCAGACCGAGGACGCAGUCGCGCUGAAGUUAUACUAACUCGCAACAAUGGUGCGAUUUCUGACCUGCAUUUCGCAAAUUCCUUGGGAUAUUUGAGAGAUGAACCACUUUCUGGCUGCGCUGAAUUGCUCAAACAACUCCUGGAAUCUAAUGAAUAGAAUACACUUCUCGUUAAUUUUGUUUAAUGCCAUUAUUCUAGUUAUUAAUUAGACCCAUUUUAUGCCUUUUUUGGCCCCUUGAAUAGAUGUCAUGUCUUGGUACUUAUUGAUCUGUGAGAGUCUCCUAGCCCAGGAGACUACCAGUAUCUCAAAAUUGUUCUUUAA